UUCUGAGUGUCAGAUGGAGACUAGUGACAGCCCUGAAGCAGGACUCUGUGUAUGUGUGUGUGAGUCAGAAAGAGACAGUGACAGUCAGGAAGCAAUCUGUAUUUCUGUGUGUGUGUGUGUGUGUGUGUGAGUCAGAAAGAGACUGGUGACAGUCAGGGAGCAAUCUGUAUUUCUGUGUGUGUGUGUGUGUGUGUCAGAGGGAGAGACGAGUGGCAGCCCUGAAGCAGGACUCUGUGUGUACGUGUGUGUAUGAGUCAGAAAGAGACUGGUGACAGUCAGGAAGCAAUCUGUAUUUCUGUGUCAGAGGGAGAGACGAGUGACAGCCCUGAAGCAAUCUGCUCUUCUGUGUGUGUUGUGUCAUAGAGAGGGACAGGGAUUGGGCCAUUCUCCUCGCCAGAAGAAGCACGCGAUUCGUGAACGUGCCCGUCACAAAGCGCGUCCCCGACCGCCCACAGCUCACCUCCGGCGUGGCUCCAUUCACAGAAUGUUGCAACAUUGCGGCUGUGGCUCGGGAUCCCGGCGUUGGCAACAUUGUGUCUGCAAACUCAUCAGGAGCCAGUGCUGGGGCUGAAGGAACUGGCGCCGGCCUCACUUUUGUAGCCGAUUCUGGAAAACGAGGACAGACUGAAUGUGGUCCUACAUUCGGUGAAGAGAACGUCAUAACAGGCUGGAUUGCACCAGAGAGUAAUUAAACUCCAAACUUCCCACAGUCCUGACAUGAGCAAGCAGCUUUUCCAAAAUAAGAUGAUGUCAGGCCAACGCGUUGUUUCUGUACUUCUGCCAAACAAGGAACAACUUGAAGUUCUCAUUGGGGUAAAAGCUACAGGUCAGGAUCUCUACAAUCAAGUCUGUGAUAUGCUGAAGAUCAGGGAGGGUCACUUCUUUGGUCUGAGUGUGGUGCAAAACAAUGAACAUGUUUUCAUGGACUUGGAACAGAAACUCACUAAAUAUUUCCCCAAGGAAUGGAAGAAAGAAAUGAGCAAAAACAAUGAAAAGUUUGGUGCUCCAUUCGUGGUUUGCUUCAGGGUUCAGUAUUACGUUGAAAAUGGAAAAGUAAUGAGUGACAAGAAAGCCAGACAUUUCUACUAUUGCCAACUGAAAGAGCAAGUUUUAAAUUCACGGUGCACAAGUAAAGAGGAAGUCUACUUUCUGUUGACAGCAUAUGCUCUGCAGGCUGAUCUGGGCAACUACAGAAAGCGUGUGCACACCGGAAAAUAUUUUGAGCCUCAGCAUUACUUCCCUCAAUGGGUAAUUAACAAAAGGGGCUGUGACUACAUUUUGAAGCACAUUCCAGAAAUGCACAGAGAGCACCGUGGCCUGUCUCAGAAAGAGGGGUUGCUGAGGUUUAUUAAAGAGGCUUGCCUUUUGGAGGAUGUGCCUGUUCAUUAUUACAGGCUCCAGAAAGUAAGAGACAUUAUUUUCUUUUCAUUUGCUAUUAUUAUUGUUACAAAAAUGGGAGGAGAAAAAGUUGCAGAUAGUGCGCACACAGUUUAUUAUGCAAGAUUUAAAAGUAAGUCUGUUUUCCACUGGCCUUGGCUGACAGUUGGUUGGCUCGCCGAGCUGGGAAAGAAGUUUGAGAUCCAACCAGAUGGUUUACCCUCUGCCCGGAAGCUGAUCUAUUACACAGGUUGUCCGUUCCGAUCCAGGCAUUUGCUGCAGCUCCUCAGCAGCAGCCAUCGCCUCUACAUGAACAUUCAGCCGGUGCUCAAGCAAAUCCGAAAAAUUGAAGAAAUGGAAGAGAAAAAGCGCUACAGAGAAUCGUACAUCAGUGAUGCCUUUGAGAUGGAUCUUGAGCGACUAGAUGAGCACUCUCAUGGCAGUGGAAGCAGUCGUGGAAGCACAAGGAACAAACAGCUCUCCCGUCAGUCAACAGUUAGCCAUGGUAGUUCGCAUACUUCUGGAAUUGAGGCAGAUUCAAGGCGCAGAAUGUCUGUGGAGAUGACAGUGGAUGAACCAUUCUCCACUGAACUUGUGCACAGUAUAGUUAAGUAUAAUAGCUCAAUGAUGAGCCGCAGGAGUUCCCACACAUCAGGAAUAGAGAGUAGCAGCAAAGAACGGACUGACGACGAUGAAGUGGAAGUCCCUGUUGAUGAUCCUCUUGAGACAUCUCAAGAUAAUGAUGUGAUCAAAGGUGAAUCUGUUGAUUAUCCCAUUUUAAAACCGGACUACAGGCAAGAUGUUAGCAUUGAUACCGCUGUGAGUUUGUGUGAUCCUUCCGUAAAACUUCGAGGACAAAGUGUAGACUCGCUUUCACAGGCUCCUCGAUCUAAACCUAGAAACUCGACUGAUCGCCACAGUCAGAGUUUGGACGAUGUGCGACUGUACCAACAGCAACUACCUUUAGGCUCUACUUUAUCUUCAGACAGCUCCCAGAGCUACACGUUUGGUUGCAUCAAUGACGACAAAGAUAGCCAAUUUUGCUACACUUACUACACAGCAGACUGUAAAACUAAGUCCACCUUUUAUGGCAAACGUUCAAUGAACUGUCUAUCUCUAGAUCUUCUUGGAGAAGAACAACUGCUGGAAUUUGUGGUAUAAUUAAUGGCAAUGUCAUCGUGAUAAAUUUGCUAACUAGCCAAGCCUAGGACUGAUCUAUUCUUGAGUAUUAAAUUAUAAUUUAAGGAAAUUGCAUUGUGUCAUAAGUGUGAACAUGUCCUGCAAUGGAAGUUCACAAUUGGGAAGACUCAAAAAUAUUAAGCCUAACAGUAAUUUCUUUAAGUGAUUUAAUGGAUUAUUCUAUACCUCAUCACUACUCAUCAUGUGAAGCUAAGAGCAGUUGCUGGAGUAAUUGCCAGAUCUCCUGUUGUAAUUUUGCAAUGAGUUUUAUUUAAUACGUAGAAAGCAAUUGGGAAAACUCUUUAAUCAUUCCUGUGUCAGUACCAGAGAGUUUAUGUCAACACUGACCUUCUGUAGAACAUUUCUGUAUUUGUCCGAAUGAAAAAGAGAGAGCUCAUCUUAUGAGGCAUUCAGUAUGAUGGGUUGGGUAGCAUUGAACACUGGAGUGAAUUGCCUUCAUUGUAAUUUUCAUUCAGUGUUACUUGGACUUCCCAGCAACAGAUUUGUUGGGAGUUGCACCUACAGGAGUCAUGCUUAGCUAACCUGGAAGUUCAUUUAUGAUAACCCACAAUAAGAUGGAAUAGCAAUACAAAUGAUCUAACAAGAAUACAUGCUUCAGAAUUGCUUUCUAAAUACCAUUAUGAUUAGAGGAAGGUGUUUUAACUGAACAAGCAACUACCAAUGAAUGAUCAUUUAAAGAAAAGUUUGCCUUCACUAGCAGCAGAAUGAGUAAUGCUGCAAUGAACCAAUUAACAAUAAGCUCCCAAUUUUUACUGUGCUAUCACUAGGAGAUGCAAUUGUAUGAUGCUUCCAACGACAAAGAAAGAAAAAUUGGAAAUCGGUCCAGUCGUCAUUUACCAUUGUACACCUCCAAUCGCCAGAUGUACAGACCCAAGAGAGGGUCAGAAUCAAGAUUUCAUUUGCCCUCUUCACAUUUCUACCCAUCCUUGGUUUCAUCUGUUUUGUAUUGAUACAAUGAUAGAAAUGGCAGGAAGCUUGCAUUAAACUGGACCCGGUGGUUUUUGGGAUGUGCUAGAAUUAUUCACUUAAAAACAGAAUAGAAAAUUAUUUCUUAGUAAUAUUAUGUGUAAAUGGAGACCAAAAAUGCACUGAACAUGGUAUCAAAGGAAUAAUGUUGUCCUACUGUGAAAUGUAUCCUUAUGUGUGCCUUAUAUCAAUUUUGGAGUAAUAUGCAAUAACAUUGUUUAUGUUACAGCACUAUCCUUUGAAAUAAGAAUUUAAUGGAACAUUUGUAAUUCCAGACCAUGACAUGAAAAUGUAGUAAUUUUGGAGGAAAUGGAAUUGUUUCCAGAAGUAGUAGUAUCUUCUGGCAAUGGGAGGAAGAGAGAUAGAAUAGAUUCCGUUUCUCUUCUCGUUUUCAUCCUAUUUGCAAUUAUUUCUGGUUGUGGCAUUUUUAAUGCUGCACAAAAUGAUCAAAAUUACACAUAGAAGGUGAACUUUCAGCCCAUUGCAUCUGCUUUUCAAACUGAACUUACUCCAAAUCAGUUUAUUUCUCUUUUUUUGCAUAUUUCUUUUUAUCGUUUAAAUAUUUAUUCAGUUUCCAUCAAAAUGAUGGUGUAACCUCUAUUGCCAAGUCACUUUCAGCAAAACAUUCCAUUUUCAAAUUACUCUUUUGUAGGCAAUCUGCCUUCAUUCUACUAGUGAUCUUGUACUUUUUGCCCUCUUGUUCACUUUUUUUACAAAAAACAAAAUCAUUAUUUACCAUAUCAAAACUUUCUAAGUUUAUAAAUCCUCUCAGACCUCUCUUAAUCUUUGCUAUUGUGAAAAAGCCCCAAUUUUUUGAGCCUUCCUUAAAAUCAAUGCCUAUUUAUUACUGGAAAUGUCCUAGUUAAUAUUCACUAUUAUUUCUGUGGCUUCAAUUUUUAAAAAUAAUUUGGUGCCUACAACUAAUCAGAGUACACAAUUGUGGCCUAGCAGACUUAAUUAACAUUGUCAAAAAAAAAGUUAUUUGAUCAUUCAUUCAUGUCCUGUUUAUGCGACUUUACUGGAUGGAAAUUGACUUCUGUGUUGCCUACAUAACAGGAGGAACUGUUAAAGAGUAAUCUCAUCAAUGGUAAAACACCUUUAGAAUAUGUUGAGAAUAUGUUACAGUGCUAUGUAAGUGCAAGGCAACAUUAACCAGAUCUCUAAAACCUCAACAUCACUUUACUGCUUUGCAUUCAAUGCAUCUGUAACACAAAAUUAUAUUUGACAUUUUAUGAUCCUUUCCCAUGCUUCCACCUUUUAAACAGCGAUUGCAUUUGAACUACAAGACAGCUUGGAAAGAAUUUAACCAUUAGGCUAUAUUUUGUGCUUCUUUUUCCCUAAAUUAUUUCUUCUGCAUUCUCUGAGAAACAUAUGCCACCUAUUCACUAACUUCACAAACAUAUCAGUACCUGCUUGUGAUUUUCCUCAUUUACCAUUUCCCAAGUUAUUAUCAAAAAUCUUCAACUUUAUUUUUCUAGAGGUUGGAGUCAGAACCCUAAUUUAGUAGCCAAUCUAGAGAAAUACCCAUUUAUCAUUAUUUCCUAUUCUGUUUCAAGGCUGUCUAUUAAUGUGAUGACAAUCCACUUAUUUUCAUGUGCCAUAGUUUUCCUAACAAAUAUCCUCUGUAGCACCUUGUCAAUUAUCUUUAGAAAUUUAAAUUUUACAGACACCUCACCUCCUCCUAACCUUUUGUACUGCCAGAUUUCUUCAAACUCCAACUAAGCAUGCAAGAACUAACUUUUACAAAUCAAUCAUUGAACCCUGCUCUAUUUUCUGCCUGGAUCUGCUAUUGUCUAUUUUAUCUAUUGUUUUAAUUUCUAAUAUUACUAAUAUGCAAGUGUGCUAAUCCUUGUCUUUAUUAUAACAGUAAGUGAGGAGAUAGGCUAAACCAACUGCUUUGCUCUAUAUAACUGUGAUCUGCAGGUCUGAUCAAUUUUCAGAUGUUAAUGAUUGUGAAAAUAAAGCUUGUAUGAACAUAGAACAUGCUCCAAGAAGACUGCAGAAAUAACAAGUAAAAUAGAUGAAGCAAAACUGUUGCUAAAAUUUACAAAGUACAAAUUAAUAUUUUCCAAAUGCUAGUUCAUUGUUCUGCUAUCUAUAAGCAAGGGCGAAUCAUCUAGGAAAUUCUUUCCUCUAAAUCUUUUAUUUAAGUUAAUCUCACACUACUGUUUGGAUUAGUGGUUACAUAUUUUACAUUCUGCUUUCUAAGAAACUGUAGCCAUAAUUUAAUCAAACUGCAUCAAUAAUAGCUCAAUGGAAGAAUUUGGAACUUUGAAAGGUUGGAUGAUAUUUUCCAUUUUUUCCAGUAGGUCAUUUUUUAAAAAUUAAAUCUCUGUCAGCUCUUAAAUGCACCCUUUUUCUUUCCUUUUUCUGCAUGCUGUUUCUCUCCCUCAUUGUCCCUCUGUCAGUAUUUAAUUGAGGAAUUUAUUGCUUAAGUUGUUGCAUAAUGAAUUAUUUAUAUUGUCUUCUAACAUGUAACAUAAGUUUUUCACAAAAUAUAAAAUUAACAUUGUUUAUUUUAUACCUAUCUUUUACUUAUUCAAAAGCAGUGAAGGAUGUAUGUGCUUUCCUAAGAGUUGUUUUAAAAUGCCGAGGAACAAUCAUUUUAUAUUAUAUGAAACAUUACAGUAUUAUGAUUGAACACUGUGCAGAUUAAUUAUACAAAUGUAUCCUGUUUAUUUACAUCUUAAACAAUUAGGUAAUUUUUUGUGUAGACUUGUAUGACUUUAGAAAUGUUUACUAAGGGAUUUGUAUGAUGGUUAUAUAAU
Rhincodon typus (whale shark) is the source of this 6311-nucleotide messenger RNA. Its product is annotated as FERM domain-containing protein 6-like. Gene Ontology annotation, cellular component: cytoskeleton; cytoplasmic side of apical plasma membrane. The coding region runs from base 718 to 2538 and encodes 606 amino acids. The transcript is spliced from 13 exons. Lineage: Eukaryota; Metazoa; Chordata; Chondrichthyes; Orectolobiformes; Rhincodontidae. The record is from RefSeq and is a predicted model, not a curated record. Gene Ontology annotation, biological process: positive regulation of hippo signaling.